AUGGCAAAGACUAAGUACUACGCGGUUCGGAAAGGACACCAGCCAGGAAUUUAUCUGACGUGGCCGGAAUGUCAACGACAGGUGAAUAAUUUCAAAGGCAACGAGUACAAGACCUUUAAGACGCUGGAUGAAGCCAUGUCCUACCUCGCCCUGGCUAACAUCUUCGUCUCUUCGCCCGUCACGCCAGCCGCGGAGGCUCCAAGUCACGCCUUUGUGCCUGCUGCUGCCACUACUGCUGACGCGCAUACAAGUGCUGCUAUUACUCUUUUUGCAGUCACAACAGGGGAAUGCGCUGGUGUUGGUGAGUGCUCGAGUGCCUAG
This is a messenger RNA of Closterium sp. Yama58-4, 321 nucleotides long. NCBI's taxonomy places the organism in Eukaryota, Viridiplantae, Streptophyta, Zygnematophyceae, Desmidiales, Closteriaceae. The record is from the annotation of a GenBank genome assembly.